AUGAACAAAUCCCAGGGAUCGGUUUCCUUCACGGAUGUGACUGUAGACUUUACCCAGGAAGAAUGGGAGCAACUGGACCCCUCUCAGAGGAUCCUGUACAUGGAUGUGAUGCUGGAGAAUUAUAGCAACUUACUUUCAGUGGAAGUGUGGAAGGCUGAUGACCAGAUGGAAAGGGACCUCAGAAACCCAGACAAGCAGGCGAGGCAAUUUCGAAUCCUCAGGAACCAAACCCCGGUGGAGGAAAGAGGUAAUCUCUUUGAAAAAACAAUUAAUCUGAGCACAGACUUUGUUUCUUUAAGACAAUUACCCUAUAAAUAUGACUUAUAUGAAAAAACAUUGAAAUGUAACGUAGACUUAUUAAAUAGCAAUGGAAGCUAUGCAAGAAAGAAAGCUGAGGAGUGCAGUGGAUUUGGAAAAACGCACCUCUACCUGAAGCAGGAGAAAACCCACCCUGGCCUGGAAUACCCUGAAUAUAAUAAAAGUGGCAAAGCACUCAGCCACAAAGAAACAAUUUUUAAGCAUCAGAAAAUCAAAAAUUUGGUUCAACCUUUUACUUGUAAUUACUGUGACAAGGCCUUCUCUUUUAAAUCGCUCCUCAUUAGUCACAAGAGAAUCCAUACUGGAGAAAAACCCUAUGAAUGUAAUGUAUGUAAGAAAACCUUCUCCCACAAGGCAAACCUCAUUAAACAUCAGAGAAUCCAUACUGGGGAGAAACCCUUUGAAUGUCCUGAAUGUGGAAAAGCUUUCACCCACCAGUCCAACCUCAUUGUGCACCAGCGGGCACAUAUGGAGAAGAAACCAUAUGAGUGUAGUGACUGUGGAAAAACAUUUGCACAGAAGUUUGAACUCACCACUCAUCAAAGAAUCCAUACUGGUGAACGGCCCUAUGAGUGUAAUGAAUGUGCGAAAACCUUCUUCAAAAAGUCAAACCUCAUCAUACAUCAGAAAAUCCACACGGGAGAGAAACGCUAUGAGUGCAGUGAGUGUGGGAAAUCCUUCAUCCAGAACUCCCAGCUCAUCAUACACAUGAGGACUCACACGGGAGAGAAGCCCUAUGAAUGUACUGAAUGCGGCAAAACUUUCAGCCAGAGGUCAACCCUUAGGUUACAUUUGCGCAUUCAUACAGGAGAGAAACCAUAUGAGUGUUCUGAAUGUGGGAAAGCCUUCAGCAGGAAGUCACGACUCAGUGUCCAUCAGAGAGUUCAUAUAGUGGACAAACCUUGA
Messenger RNA from Chrysochloris asiatica (Cape golden mole), 1224 nucleotides. It is a transcript of the gene ZFP1, whose product is annotated as ZFP1 zinc finger protein. Lineage: Eukaryota; Metazoa; Chordata; Mammalia; Afrosoricida; Chrysochloridae. Gene Ontology annotation, molecular function: DNA-binding transcription factor activity; RNA polymerase II cis-regulatory region sequence-specific DNA binding. Bases 1 to 1224 code for a protein of 407 amino acids. Gene Ontology annotation, biological process: regulation of transcription by RNA polymerase II. The record is from RefSeq and is a predicted model, not a curated record. The transcript is spliced from 3 exons.